AUGGAAAAACUGGGAUUCACAAAGAGAAAUGCUCCAAAGGUGCAUGUAUUGAAGAUAGUCAACUCUCCGGGUAAUGAAUUUGCCAUCAUGAACACACUUGCUGUUCAUCCCAAUGACUUUCCCGAUAACCAUUAUGUUAUUUGUGAUAACAGAUAUGUCUUGACCACCAAAACCUCUAACAAGUUAGAGCCAGGUACUGUCGGUGCUUACAUCAAUCAGAGGCUAUGGGCAUCAUGGUCUAUUGGACAGGAAAUACCGGUCUCGUCUUUUGACAUGUUCAAAAGUACAGGCCAACAAUCAUACUUGGGAUCCAUGAACUUGGAGAUCAGUUUCCGAUCCAAAGGAAAAGCUACACAAAGGGAGUUUGAUCAAGAAGAGCUGGCUGAACAAUUUAUUGCAAGGUUUGAAUCUCAAAUAUUUCAACCCACCCAACUGAUGAUUUUCGAAUUUCAGGGAAACCUGUUUGAUAUCGGAGUUAAAUCCGUACAGAUUGUAGAUUUGGGCCAGAUUUCUUUGGACUCUGUGCCUACUUCCACGUCGAUUACUUCAAAGGGCAUAUUGAUUAAGCAAACACAGAUAAAUUUCUUCAAGGGCUCUGAUGGACUAGUCAAUCUAAAAGCAAGUUCAACGAGACCCAAUGCGGAUGCCGUUAUUAGACCGGAUUUCAAGUUUGAGGACAUGGGAAUUGGUGGUUUAGAUUUGGAGUUUACCAAGAUUUUCCGAAGAGCGUUUGCUUCAAGAAUUUUCCCUCCUGGAUUAAUUGAUAAGUUGGGAAUCACCCACGUCAAAGGUCUCCUCUUGUAUGGACCUCCCGGUACUGGUAAGACACUUAUUGCCAGAAGAAUCGGGUCUAUGCUAAACGCAAGAGAGCCAAAAAUUGUUAACGGUCCAGAGAUUCUUUCUAAAUAUGUGGGUUCUUCCGAAGAGAAUAUCCGUAAUCUAUUCAAGGACGCAGAGGUUGAAUACAAAGCCAAAGGAGACGCUUCGUCUCUGCACAUCAUUAUUUUUGAUGAGUUGGACUCCAUCUUUAAACAAAGAGGCUCCCGAGGAGAUGGAACAGGAGUUGCAGACAACGUUGUUAACCAACUUUUAUCUAAAAUGGAUGGUGUUGACCAGCUUAACAACAUUCUGGUUAUCGGUAUGACCAAUAGACGUGAUCUGAUCGACGAAGCUCUACUGAGACCUGGUAGAUUUGAUGUGCAAGUGGAAAUUCAUCUUCCUGACGAAGCAGGACGUAAACAGAUUUUAGAGAUUAAAACAAAGAAGAUGAGAGAGAACAACAUGCUAGCUCCAGAUGUGAACCUAGAUGAGCUGGCUCACGUUUCUAAAAACUUCUCGGGUGCUGAGCUGGAGGGUUUAGUAAAGAGCGCCUCAUCAUUUGCCAUUAACAAACAUAUAAAAGUUGGAACCGUGGGGGACAUUUCAGGCAAUCUGGCAAAUGUUCAAGUAACUAGAAAAGAUUUCUUUGGUGCAUUGGACGAAGUCAAAGCUGCCUUUGGUGUUCAUGAAGAAGAUUUGCAUACCUCUAUUGCUGGUGGUAUUCUGAAGUUCUCAACAACUAUCGAUGAAAUUCUUAGCCAUGGUCAAAGAUAUAUCAAGCAAGUUAAAGAGUCUAGGAACACUAAAUUCAUUUCCCUACUUAUGCAUGGUCCGUCUGGAUCAGGUAAGACGGCACUGGCUGCUUCUAUUGCUUUGGCAUCCAAAUUCCCGUUUGUCAGACUAAUUUCUCCAGAGGCCAUGGUUGGUAUGUCAGAGAGCUCUAAGAUCAACUAUAUUGACAAUACGUUCAGGGAUGCUUAUAAAUCUCCGUUGAAUAUUCUUGUCAUUGACAAUUUAGAAGGCUUGAUCGACUGGGUGCCAAUUGGACCCAGAUUUUCAAACCCUGUGUUGCAAGCAUUGAAAGUGUAUUUGAAGAGGCAGCCUCCUGACGGACAUAGAUUAUUGAUUAUUUCGACCAGUUCCUCGUACAGUGUGCUAAAACAAUUGGAUAUUCUCAACUGUUUCCACAAUGAGCUGGCAGUGCCUAACUUGAAAUCUUUGGAAGAGUUCAAGAGCGUGAUGGAUGCAGCUGAAUUCAUGAAUGAUGAAAUUAGACGAACUGUAGUCAAGCAGCUGUAUGGAGUAUUUGGUACCAACAAGCUGGAUAUUGGUAUCAAGAGAGCGUUGGUGAAUAUUGACACUGCUCAAUUCGAUGAAGAUGAAGUAAACGAACUGGUUGAAUUGAUGGCACCUUCGCUAGUAAGGGAGAACCAGAGCGGAUCUCCAAGUCAUUAUUAA
Molecule: messenger RNA, 2277 nt
Organism: Komagataella phaffii GS115
Lineage: Eukaryota; Fungi; Ascomycota; Pichiomycetes; Pichiales; Pichiaceae
Product: ATPase required for the release of Sec17p
Exons: 1
Coding region: 1-2277 (758 amino acids)
Biological process (GO): Golgi to plasma membrane protein transport; intra-Golgi vesicle-mediated transport; SNARE complex disassembly
Cellular component (GO): Golgi stack
Molecular function (GO): ATP binding; ATP hydrolysis activity
Source: RefSeq, a predicted model, not a curated record